Aspergillus aculeatinus CBS 121060 is the source of this 1428-nucleotide messenger RNA. RefSeq lists its product as uncharacterized. The record is from RefSeq and is a predicted model, not a curated record. Bases 145 to 1287 code for a protein of 380 amino acids. The transcript is spliced from 5 exons. Lineage: Eukaryota; Fungi; Ascomycota; Eurotiomycetes; Eurotiales; Aspergillaceae.
AUGCUCUCGAUACGUUGCUGGUCUCCUUCAACAUGCUUCAAUACAGUCCCUCCUCUUGGAGGUGCCUGUUGAUAUACUCGUCCUAGCGAUGCAACCUCCGUUCUUCCAGUUCUUCAGCUUGAUUUCGCGAUAGCUUCCUCCCCGAUGGCCACUCGCUCCUCGUCUCUGCCCCCCGGGGUUUCUUCUCCCCUGACCGAAGAAAACGAGCAUAAUCAUACCGGCCUGAUUGUCAUCAUCACGUCCCUGGGACUCUUUCUCGUCUUGGCGUCCCUCGGAAUCCGGAUGUUCGCAUCCUCGAAGCGAAGCAUUCUCUUACGUGAUGAUUAUGUUCUGUUUGUAGUUGUGGCAUGCGCCUGCGCGCAAGUGUCUUUGGUGCUGGUCCAAGUUCACUUUGGGUGGGGCCAGUCGAAAGAUAUACUUCGUUCUGCGGACUCCUCCUCUAUGCUCAAGGCCGGCUAUGCAGCAGACCUAUUGUAUGUGCUCAUCCUAGGGCUAUCGAAGAUAUGCACAAUGUUGUUCUACCAAAACCUCUCGUUGCCUCGGACCAAAUGGAUGAUCAAGUCUAUUCUGGUGGCAUGUACCUUGUGGACGCUUCUGGCAAUGCUCCUGUUAGCCAUUCGAUGCAGUAGCAAUCCUUGGGUCGACAUCGACCAUGAAUGUCCAGGCCUUCUGCCACGCUGGCGAGCAAUCAGUGCGCUCGACAUGAUCCUCGAAGCGUUCAUUCUGUCCUACCCGGUGGUGAUCAUCCUGAAUGUCCAGAUAUCCCCAAGGAAAAAGAUGAUAGUCUUGGGUAUUCUCAGCUUCCGCAAUAUACUGAUACCUCUCUCCGCUGUCCACUUGUAUCUCGUUCAGAGACAGAUCCGUUCGUCCGAUCCUACCCUCCUUGGAGCCUACGCCACCACUACCGCAGAGCUUCAUAUGAGCCUCAGCAUCGUACUCUUGACAAUAUCGUCUCUCAAGCUGUUUGUCGCGGUGUACGAAGACGACCAAGGCUUCGCCUACACAGAAGAAAUAUCAGGAUCUCACAGUAACAGUGGGCCAACAGCGCCCACGGCGUGGAAGUUGUCGCGCCACAUCAAAGACCCAUCUCUUCAGCCAAGGAGGAAUGGUACGGACCGCGAGCCAAUCCUACAAGGUACAUCGGCCUCGGCUUCAUCAUCCAAGACUCCGUGUCUGCUUAAACGGACCAACGCUAUUAUGAAAAGUGUCCAGAUCUCUGUGACGAGGGAGAGUAUUGAGCUGGAUGAAAGGGGGGGAGGAGCUGUGAAGUCAACAACCGAUGUAUGAUUCUUUCUGGCCGUGGAUCCGGACUUUUGGUGCGCAGGUUGACCGCUAAGGUAAGUGCCAUGCUAUAGCGUCCAGCCUUAGGCCGCAGGUUCGCCCGUUUCGUCUAAACUCAAAAUGGACUUUGAAAUCCAGGCAUAUAAA